GUGGGUGGAGCUUCGCGGCAGAAGAGUCCAUAUUUGGCGCGCGCGCGCGAGCGGAAGGGCGAGGUCACCUGGUGCGGCUGCGUCACAGCCGAAACUACCUGCUGAAGCUUAUUUCCUCAAAUCGCACCGACAAGUUUAUAAAUCUUCACGCAGUGGCCGCGCACUUUAGUCUCCCAAACACUAAAAGGAUUAUAUUUUGGAUUGUUCUUUCGGCGUCGAAUGGAGCUUAAAUGGGAUAUCCGUUUGGGAGUUUUGAUUGUUUUACUACAGGUCGUUUGCGGUGGCAGUGUGUUGUCGACGCCAUGUUCUCCGGGCUUUGAGUCUGAUCUUUUCGUCCUCACAGUUCACAGACACCACCUGCACAGGGGCACAAGGCUCGGCACAGUUGUUUUCAACAACUGCGAUGGAAGGAUGCGGACUGUCUUUGACACCACUGAUAGGCGGUUUCAUGUAGAAUCAGAUGGUACAGUGAAGAUGAAGAGACAGGUCACUCUUCAUGAUGGCCAUAAGACAUUCUCAGUCCAUGCUUGGGACUCCAAGGGAAAGAAACACACUGCGUUGGUGAGAGUGGAACAUCAGGGUAAAGCUAACCACAAUCACGAGCAGCAGGAAGAUGUUGGGGCAUCUGAGCUUGAACAGACUGAAUCAAUUCUACUUCUGGAGUUUCCAAAAUCAGGUGGGUUGCGGAGGAGAAAAAGAGAGUGGGUCAUUCCUCCAAUCAGAAUCUUGGAGAAUGACCGCAAAGGGCCUUUCCCCAAGCCGCUUGUGCAGAUUAAAUCCAGCUUUGCCAAAGAAACACAGAUGGUGUACAGAAUCACUGGUGUUGGUGCUGACCAGCCUCCAGUAGGACUUUUCACGAUAGACAAAUUCACUGGUCAGAUGUAUGUGUCGAGGCCUCUUGACAGAGAAGAAAAAGAUAAAUAUGAGCUGCAAGCCCAUGCUCAGUCGGCUACUGAUACAAUUAAAGAACCAGCCAUGGAGGUUAUAGUUGAAGUGCUGGAUGCGAAUGAUAACCAUCCUAUCUUCACACAAAAUCCAUUCCUUGGCAGUGUACCAGAAGCUUCAAACAUAGGGUUUGAGUUCAUGACGGUCAGUGCCACUGAUGCAGAUGAUCCAAACACUGACAAUGCUGAGAUUAGGUACUCCAUCACCAGUCAGAUUCCACCAGUCCCAUAUCCUAACAUGUUUGAGAUCAACCCCGUCACUGGAGCAAUUCGAGUGAAUUCUGAUGGACUGGACAGAGAGACCGUUGGAGAAUAUACCUUGGAUAUUCAAGCAGCGGAUAUGGCUGGACAAGGCCGUGGAAUUAUGGGAAAAGCUGUUAUUACUGUAACAGACAGCAAUGACAAUGCACCUGUAUUUUCCAAGACCUUGUAUGAAGUGUCUGUCCCGGAGGAUAACGUGGGAGCUCUUGUGGCGAAACUGCCAGUGACUGAUGAUGAUGAACCACAGUCAUCUGCCUGGGCAGCAAAGUUUAGAAUUGUUAAUGGUAACAGUGGUGGAUUUUUCAACAUUAGCACAGCACCAAACAAACAGGAGGGCAUCAUUACUACUGUCAAGGGGUUAGACUAUGAGGAGAACAACAAAUUCACAUUGCUGGUAGUUGUGGAAAACGAGGUUCCAUUUGCUAAACCUUUGCCUACCUCCACUGCCACAGUCAUUGUAAACGUUCUCGAUGUGAACGAGGCUCCAGUGUUUGAACCAAAGGAGAAGAUUGUUUUCAAAGCUGAAAAUGCAGCAGUUGAUAGUGAACUGGCCGUGUACACUGCCACUGAUCCGGACACAAACAGGAACCAGAAAAUUACAUAUCGUAUAGGCACUGAUCUGGCUGGCUGGCUAAAGGUUAACCCAGAAACAGGACUGAUCACAGUCAAGAGUCCUAUGGACAGAGAAUCCACUUAUGUGAAAGAUGGCAAAUACAAAGCCCUAAUUCUAGCUGUAGAUGAUGAUGUCCUUCCAGCAACUGGUACUGGUACGCUUGUAAUCGAGUUGGAGGAUGUGAACGAUAACGCUCCAUUAGUUGAAGAGAGGGACCUGAGAAUAUGUAAUAAGGAUUCCCCUCCAAGCAUUCUGUCUGUGACUGAUGCUGAUGGGCCUGGCAACACUUCUCCUUUUAGCGUGGAGCUGCAAGGAGAUGGCAGGAACAAUUGGACUGCUAGGAUGAAUGAUUCAAAAACAGGGAUUAUACUUUCACUUAAGACACCACUCCAACAGGGAAUAUACAGUGUUAUUCUCAGGGUGUUUGAUGCCCAGCAACUCUCACAAGAAAACGUUGUCCAGGUUGAAGUAUGUGACUGCACAGGAUCAGACGUUCAAUGCAAAGACCUUCGUGGGGCAGUUAUUGGCUUUCCUGCGGUGUUUGGAAUUUUGGGGGCUGUUUUGGCUCUGUUGUUGCUGCUGCUGCUGUUGCUUCUGUUCCUUAAAAGGAAAGGCACCAAGAAGGAGCAGCCCCUUAUCAACGACGACGAUAUCCGUGAUAACGUUUACUAUUAUGAUGAAGAGGGUGGCGGAGAGGAUGAUCAGGACUAUGACCUGAGCGUUCUGCACAGGGGACUUGACAACCGCCCUGAUGUGUUCCGUAACGACGUGGCUCCCACCUUUAUGCCUGCUCCACAAUAUCGGCCGCGGCCUGCAAACCCAGAGGAGAUUGGCACCUUCAUUGAUGAUAACCUGAAGGCGGCUGAUAACGACCCCACAGCUCCCCCCUAUGACUCUCUGCUGGUGUUUGAUUAUGAAGGUGGAGGAUCAGAGGCAGGAUCCCUCAGCUCCCUGAACUCUUCCAGCUCAGGUGAUCAGGACUAUGAUCGUCUUGGUGAGUGGGGACCACGCUUCAAGAAACUAGCGGACAUGUAUGGAGGAGGAGAGGACUAAGGACUGUGAGAAAGUGAGGAGAUCUUUCAGAAAAGUCUGGUCAGGCAUGAGGCACACGAUGGGUGCAAAUACAAGACAGUUUUAGUUUCCAUGUUGGCUUAUUAAUAUUGGAACAGCACUGUCUGAAAUGGGCCAAUGUUGCUAAAUAAAUUGCUAUUUUUUUUGUGGAUCAGUUAUGUUGAUGGAUGACAUUUACUGCAUGGUUUUCAAAGCACUGAGGUACAAUGUUUAACCAACAAUAAAAAGUUUUAUGAAGUGUUUGUACCCCCAUUUCUGUUGAGUUGGGUUUUUUUUUUUUUUUAGAUAAGAUUUUUAUGUUUGUGUUUUUUUUUAUUCAACACUGUAUAGUCAUUUAAGUUUUUACUUUUUUUUUAUCUCUAUAUAUUAAAUGUUGUAUACCAUGUAGCUUUUUUCUUUCUUGAAAACGUGGUUGCUAUCGGCUGUGCUAUUAAACAUUCUUUUGGAGCCAGCCAUCAGUAAGGUGGCAUUUGAAUUCUUUACUGAAUAACCUAUGCCUGACUGUCAUAGAUGUUCAGUAUUUGAUUUCCUGUCCCGAGGUUGAUUAAAUUCCUUCGGAGAGUGAUGGUCAAAGCAUUGCAGGAAAGCUUUAUGGAUAGAUGACUUUUUAUGCAGCUGUUAAUGUGCAUUUGUAAACAAACUGUUCUUGUUGGAGAUAAGUAUGCUGUGGUACUUCAGAUGUAUUUCACCAUGGUUGAUGCACACCAUUGGUCAUCUGUAUUUUGGCAAAAACAGAAUAAAAUAUCGAGUCGAUUUAUUUUUA
Messenger RNA from Hemibagrus wyckioides, 3652 nucleotides. It is a transcript of the gene cdh31, whose product is annotated as cadherin 31. The record is from RefSeq and is a predicted model, not a curated record. Gene Ontology annotation, biological process: cell-cell junction assembly; cell morphogenesis; homophilic cell-cell adhesion. The transcript is spliced from 16 exons. Gene Ontology annotation, molecular function: cadherin binding; calcium ion binding. Lineage: Eukaryota; Metazoa; Chordata; Actinopteri; Siluriformes; Bagridae. The coding region runs from base 220 to 2871 and encodes 883 amino acids. Gene Ontology annotation, cellular component: adherens junction; catenin complex; plasma membrane.